GCAUCCAAAGCUGUGAAAGAAAAGUAUGAGCGUUGGCAGAAGGCAAAUGACAAAGCUCUAUACUUUAUGCUUUCUAGCAUGGUUGACACCCUCAAAACUCGGUUUUCUAAAACUGAGAAGGCUGCUGAAGUUAUGACGAAGUUAAAUGAGCUAUUCGGUAAGGCAUCACUUCAGUCACGCUUUGACGCGACUAAGAAGUACAUCAAUGCACGGAUGGAACCUCAUCAAAACGUGCGUGAUCAUGUUCUCCUCAUGUCCAGUUAUUUCCAAGAAGCCCAGGAUCAUGGUGCUGAAAUGGACAGUGCUACUCAAGUAAGUCUUAUCUUGAAUAGCCUGACUCCAGCAUUUCUACCAUAUACAUCAAAUUAUGUCAUGAAUAAAAAGGAAAUUGACUUUCAUGAAUUAGUCAAUGACCUUCAAACUUAUGAAAAUUUGAUUGGAGGACCCAAGAAGAAAGGGAGUAAACCUCAUCCUGGUAAUGGUAAUGGGACGAUAAAACCUGAAGCAAAUGUUGCCUCUGCUUCAAAGCCCAAAUCGAAGAAGAAGUGGAAGAACACCAAGAAGCGAACAAAAGUCAUGAAAAAGGCUGCUCCUUCUGGUGAUGCUACACUUAAAGGAAAGUGUUUCCACUGCAAUGAAAAAGGUCAUUGGAAACCCCAGUGUCCUAAACUUCUUGCAAAGAAACAAGGCCAAGCUACUUGAACUCAAUUGAGUUGGAUCAGCAAGCUGGACCAAGGGUGAAAUCGUCCAGAUGAAGAUGAAGCUCUUCAAUUUAUUUUUGAAUUAAUUGUUUUAGUUUAAAGACAAUUUGGAUUUCAAAUUUUAGUUAGGGAUAUUUAUCCCUGUUUCUCUCAUAUUGUUGCAAUAUUUUUUUUUUAAUAUUAAUAAAGUUUUAUUUUCGAAAUUCCGUAUUGCAAUUUAUGAGAUUGAGCUUCAUUUAAUUUAUCUUCAUCAAUUAUUACCACAUUAUAUUUGUAUGUUUGUAUGUGUAAGUGAUUUUAUUAUUGAUGCAAAUUCUAUAAUAUUUACAACUCUUCAUAGAGUUAUAUUAUAUAAACAUUAGAAAUUAUUUCUAUGUUUAUCAAUAAUUGUUAAUUCUCAUACAAUUAUUAAGAAUUUGUUUAAUAAAAGGAUCUUAUGAUCUGAUAGGGGUGGAGAAAAGUUAAGAAAACUAUGCAGUUCAACGAUCUUUUAUAUCUAAUGAACUCUGGAUAGUAUUCAACUCCACAUAAACUCUAUCACACUAAGAGAAUCAUGAUCUAUACAACCUUUAGGGGUGGAUCAUAGUCUCUAUAUACUUAGGGGUGGAGGUUAUCCAUAGUACCCUAUAUGUAUAUUCUUAGGGGUGGAGUCCAUUCCACAAUUCCCUAUGAAACACAUAUCUUGUUUAAACAUAGAAGUUAUAUAAUGAGUCAGCUACUGUCAAUAUAAAUUCUUGAUCUUGAUUGUAUGUUCCAUUUCGAUUUUACUGUAAUAAGUAAAAGUUUGAUACCUUUGAAAGUUCUUUGUUAAAGUUUCACACUACCUUAAUUGAGUGGGAGAAUUUUAAAGUUCUAUACCCAUCUUCAUUAGGUUGAUAAUUGUGAUAGGUACUUAAGAACACUACUGAAAAGCAAAUCUAACCAUUCACAUGGAUAGGUAUAGCUUAUCAGAAUUAUGAGAAUAAGAUAAAGAACUCUAGUUCAGUCCACUCGAAUGACUUGAACCAAGAAUUCUUAAUCCUCAUAAAAUUUUAUGGUAUCUUAAUUUUGAUUACUUUAUCUCUGGCAUGUAUUUUUCACUUCAAAUACUAGUCUGCUAUGUUGAUGACUUAGUCUUAACUUAAAGUUUUAAGAAUAAUACAAAAGUC
Molecule: messenger RNA, 1849 nt
Organism: Cannabis sativa
Lineage: Eukaryota; Viridiplantae; Streptophyta; Magnoliopsida; Rosales; Cannabaceae
Exons: 2
Coding region: 67-702 (211 amino acids)
Molecular function (GO): nucleic acid binding; zinc ion binding
Source: RefSeq, a predicted model, not a curated record